AUGUCUUCCGGCUUCGUCUCAGCAGGCACAAACGAAGAACCGGUAGAACGCGAUGAUGACUGGCAACGUGUCCAACGAGAACUCGAAGAGGAACGAAAGCGCAAAGCGGACCUGAGCAAGCAAGAUGGCGGGAAGAGUCUCUACGAUGUCUUGCAGCAGAACAAGAUGGCCAAGCAGGAAGCCUUCGAAGAGAAGAUAAAAUUGAAAAACCAGUUCCGGUCACUUGAUGAAGACGAAGUUGAUUUUUUAGACUCGAUUAUGGAAUCUACACGGGCCCAAGAAGCGGCUGUGAAGAAGGACACGGCGGAACAGCUGGAGGUAUUCCGGAAGCAGCGGGAGGAAGCUGAGAAAGCCCUCCUAGAAGACGGCUCUGCCAAUGUCGUUCCAGCUGCUGAAGGAGAGGACUGGAAGAUCCCGGGGCGGAAGCGGCGACGGGAGAAGAAAAAGGACUCUCUGAUUCCGGGUAAAAAGCGCAAGUCGACCGCUGAGGGUACUAGUGAAGACUCUCCACAAACUGAGAAGAAAGCGGAAGGAAGCCAACCCGCCAUAAAGGAAGAGCAAAACACAGAACGAGUAUCUGCGAAAAGUGGCCCAGCUGCGCCUCAAAAAGAGCCGCAAUUGUCACCAGGCUCUAACAAACCUGGAAAGCCCGCAGAAGGCACGAAGGCAACAAAUUCGAAGCCACCAGAAACCCCAAAACCAGCAGCAUCUCUUGGCUUGGCUGACUACGGUUCUGAUUCAGAAUAA
This is a messenger RNA of Aspergillus chevalieri, 747 nucleotides long. RefSeq lists its product as uncharacterized. The record is from RefSeq and is a predicted model, not a curated record. Lineage: Eukaryota; Fungi; Ascomycota; Eurotiomycetes; Eurotiales; Aspergillaceae. The transcript is spliced from 2 exons. Gene Ontology annotation, cellular component: nucleus. Bases 1 to 747 code for a protein of 248 amino acids.